UGACUGUCAUUAUUUUUCAGCCUCCCAGCCCUAACCUGGCUGAUAUAGAUCAGAUGUUGAUGGAAUAGAAGCUGCCCCAGUCUUGGGUUCAUGAUGUACGCACCAGUUGAAUUUUCAGAAGCUGAAUACCCACGAGUGGAAUAUCAAAGAAGACAGCAAUUUUGGGACCCUAUAAGGCUAGCUCUUUUCACACUGGUGAUUGUAGCAAUCAUAGGAAUUACAAUUGGUAUUGUUACUCAUUUUGUUGUUGAGGAUGAUAGGUCAUUCUAUUAUCUUGGCUCUUUUAAAGUCACAAAUAUCAAAUACAAAGAAAAUUAUGGAGUGAAAUCCUCAAGGGAGUUUACAGAAAGAAGUCGUCAGAUUGAGAGAAUGAUGUUUAGGAUAUUUCGACGUUCUUCUGAAGGGGGUCGAUUUAUCAAAUCGCAUGUUAUCAGAAUAAGUCCAGAUGAACAAGGUGUAAACAUUUUUAUGGUGCUAAUGUUUCGAUACCCAUCUACUGCCAGUGUGGAACAAAUCAAGAAAAGAAUUGAAAAGAUUUUUUAUCAAAGUUUGAAGAUUAAACAGUUGCCUUUGACUAUACAUAAACCAUCAUUUAGACUCACACCUAUUGAUGGCAAAAAGAUGAGAAAUCUUCUCAACAGUCGCUGUGGGAUAAGGAUGACAUCUUCGAACAUGCCACUACCUGCAUACUCCUCCACUGAAAGGAUUGUCCAAGGCAGGGAGACCGCUGUGGAAGGGGAGUGGCCGUGGCAGGCCAGCCUGCAGCUCGUGGGGGCCGGCCAUCAGUGUGGCGCCAGCCUCAUCAGCAACACGUGGCUGCUCACCGCGGCCCACUGCUUCCGGAAAAAUAAAGACCCAAGUAAGUGGAUCGCUACUUUUGGUACAACCAUUACACCACCUGCAGUGAAACGAAGCGUGGGGAAAAUUAUCAUUCAUGAAAAUUAUCACAAAGAGACAAAUGAAAAUGACAUUGCUUUGGCUCAGCUGACUACCCGAGUCGAGUUUUCAAAUAUAGUCCAGAGAGUCUGCCUCGCCGAUUCCUCUAUAAAGUUGCCACCGAAGACAAGCGUAUUUGUCACGGGAUUUGGGUCCAUUGUAGACGAUGGACCUACACAAAAUAAACUCCGGCAAGCCAGGGUAGAAACCAUAGGCACUGACGUAUGUAACAGAAAGGACGUGUAUGAUGGCAUGAUAACUCCAGGAAUGUUAUGUGCUGGAUUCAUGGACGGAAAAGUAGAUGCAUGUAAGGGUGAUUCUGGUGGACCUCUGGUUUAUGAUAACCAUGACAUCUGGUACAUUGUAGGUAUAGUAAGUUGGGGACAGUCAUGUGCUCUUCCCAAAAAACCUGGAGUCUACACACGGGUGACUAAAUAUCGAGACUGGAUUGCCUCAAAGACCGGUGUCUAGCGUGCAUUGUCUGAGUUACAUCCAUGGCACAUGGGGCUGAAACUCUUGCAUAUUGUAUAAUAUUUAUAUUCAUGUGGUUUGGAG
Messenger RNA from Microcebus murinus (gray mouse lemur), 1491 nucleotides. The record is from RefSeq and is a predicted model, not a curated record. NCBI's taxonomy places the organism in Eukaryota, Metazoa, Chordata, Mammalia, Primates, Cheirogaleidae.